This is a messenger RNA of Anarrhichthys ocellatus (wolf-eel), 2234 nucleotides long. RefSeq lists its product as uncharacterized. The transcript has 2 exons. The coding region runs from base 531 to 1379 and encodes 282 amino acids. Lineage: Eukaryota; Metazoa; Chordata; Actinopteri; Perciformes; Anarhichadidae. The record is from RefSeq and is a predicted model, not a curated record.
UUUUUAACUGUUUACCUGCAUGACAUGAUAGAUAAAUCAGUGUGGAAUAUAAUUAUUGUUAUGAUGAAUACAGUAUGUUAUUCAUUACGUGGUGCUCAUACUGACCUCUGUGACCCUCUGACUGGUGUCUGCAUCACAGCAGCCAACAGCUGCUUUACCUGAAAACAAGAGAGAGGUUUAAACAAACAGCUGAUCACUGUUUUAAUCAGGAUUGAACAGGACUGGCGUUAAUUCACUGACUCUGAAUCCAGCAAUCAAAGGUUAUUUGAUAUAAAUAUGAAUAAUUCUGAGCUUCUUGUCGAGUCAAACGUUGAUUUAACGAUUGAACACAGAAGCCCGGCCCCGGUGCUGUGAGUCAGUCAGUAAGUGAAAGUGAAAGUUUAGAAAGUGGCUCCAGAGCGAGUUGUUUGUGUCGAAGCAGCGACAGAAGAACGCGUCCAGCUCUUUGCUCGAGGACAUCAGCGGCUCAAACCGUGUUUUACAUUUAUCUCUAUUCAAGGGACAGUAAGGCUCGUGUUCCCGGCGGCAGCAUGCCGGACACCCGGCUGUGUGUGGAGGCCCUGUCGGCUCUCUCCGGCUGUAACGUCGAGCCCACCGGCGCAGCCUCGCAGCUCUCCCCGCAGGACUUCGUCAACGUCGUGGCCCUGAAGGAGUUCUACAAGCAGCAGGGCUUCCAGGAGCUGGAGUACCCGAGUUUGGGGACUUUGUCCCUGCGGGACUUGGACGAGCAGGACCUGUACAGCUCUCCGGCGGCGCUGACCGAAGGCCCCUCCACUGCCGGGCCCGAGGAGAGCCACAGGGCCAAGAUGCGGAUCAACCCGGAGGACUUCUUCCAUCCGCAGUACGACUACGACUUCACCAACGUGAAGGACGGCGACAAAACAUUCCUGCGCGGCAACGAGCGGUACGUCCGUCCCUGCGGGUGGAACCGGGUCGCCCUGCGGGUCACGCAGCGGUACGACGGCGGGGACACCUGGCUCGGGACGGGGAAGGACGCCUGGCCCGUCUCCUACCACGGGCAGAACAUGGACGGCUCCCUCGGCAUCAUCCUGACCCACGACGGGAGCACCGACGACGAGCCAACGUUUCUGGACUUCGCCGCCGCCUCCCUGGUCACCGGGGAGACGAGGGGCAGUGGGGUGUACUCCACGCCGGACGUGGUGAUGGCGGAGAAGUACUGCAAGAAGUUCAAGUCCAAAGUGGACGGGAAGACGUACAAAGUGGUCCUCCAGAACCGCAUCAACCCGGAGAAGAGGAAGGACUGCCAGAGGGAGGGCGUCUGGUUGGUCUACGUCCCGAAAGGACACAACGACAUCCAGACAAGGGCCAUCGUGCAGGAGUCCAUCCGCCCGUAUGGCCUCCUGCUGAAGGAGGCGUGAGGAAGCUGAUCGAACCUCCUCUUCAGCGUGAUCAGGGAAUUAUCUUUUCAACCUUUCGUGUUCUUGAUUAUCAACAACAACAAAAAUGACGAAAAUAAAAGUAAAUGCUGCUGAAGAGGUCUUUAGAAGUGAAUCAAGUCCCACUUCCUGUCUGCUCGUUGGGCGGUGCGUUAAGAGAAAACCAAGGUCAGUCUUUUCUUACUUCUUAUCCAGAAUAAUGCUUCCUCUCAAAUCCAACCUUACAUCACCGACUGUGUGUACCUCAAGCUGCCUUAUUCUGAGUUUCUUGUUCAAACAAGCUCUGUAGAAAUCAAUUUAACUGUAUUUACACACAGCCGGGUUAAAGCCGAUGGGUUUAGCUGCUGGAGAACCGUUUCUUCUGUAAACGUUUAACUUAAAUCUAAGCAGCAGUUUCUUCAUGAUGUGUUCGAAUGCAAGAACAGACCGUGGGAGGAGUUUAUGCUGCCAUCUAGUGGUGAGUUUCUACGAUCUUUAUUUCUUUAAGGAAACAGAUAGUUAUGCAUGAUGAGCAAACUUUUGACAAAGUAGUGACAUUUAAUUAGUUUUAAUGUGAAGAUCAUUUGAACUAAUAAUUUAAGUGAGUUGAUCGUCGACCGUGAAGCUGCACAGAUGUUUGCUGAUGUUGCUGUGAAGUACGACGGCACUCGUCUGUUUUUCGUGGCAUCAUUGCAAGUUUAUUUUAGUUAGAACGUGUUUGUUUGUGUAUGUGUAUCCUUCAUUUUCCGUUUUUGUAGUCCAAACAUCCAAUGUGACUACAAUUCCCUACUUUGAAGGACGCACUUCUUCCUUGUAUGUCUGAUGGUUCGACUUUAAAUGUAAUAAAAUAACGUGCAA